AUGUUGCUCAUAAGCCGUCUGAUUGCUGCACUGGCUGUCGCCCAAGUUGCCAUUGCUUCUCUGCAGAUUGUUCCCGGAGGUACCUGGACUGCCAGUGGUACUAACCAGCACGUCCAAGCACAUGGUGGAGGAAUCAUCGAAAUCGACUCGACUUACUACUGGAUCGGCGAAAACAAGCUCAACGGGAGCGCGUUCCAGUCUAUCAACUGCUACUCCAGCAAGAAUCUGGUGGAAUGGACAUAUGUAGGAGAACUCCUCUCUCUGCAGAGUAGCGGUGAUCUAGGACCAAACCGGGUUGUCGAGCGGCCCAAGGUCAUUUACAACGCGGCCACCGGCAAAUACGUAAUGUGGAUGCAUAUCGACAACAGUUCUUAUGGUGAGGCGAAGACAGGAGUUGCGACUUCGUCGAGUGUUUGCGGGAAGUACAGUUACCUCGGGUCAUUCCGGCCUUUGGGGCAGCAGUCGCGUGAUAUGGGAUUAUUCAAGGAUGAUGAUGGGUCGGCGUAUCUACUCUCUGAGGACCGGCCGAACGGAUUGAGGAUCAACAGAUUGACCAGCGACUAUACCAAUGUGACAUCUACGACGCACCUCUUCCCAGAGCAUAUCGAGGCCCCUGCCAUGUAUAAAAAGAACGGGGUGUACUUUCUCUUUGGUUCACAGUUAACUGCGACCAACGACAACAAGUACACCACUUCCACGAGCCUCAGCGGCACCUGGAGCUCUUGGGCGAACUUUGCGCCCUCUGGAACAAAUACCUUCAACUCCCAGACCACCUUUAUCCUCGGAGUCGGCGACUCAGUAAUGUACAUGGGUGACCGCUGGGUCUCAUCGAACCUCAUGGCCUCAACAUACAUCUGGCUGCCUCUAACCCUCAGCGGAACCACAGCCUCACUGCAAAACGAAGUAAACUGGAUCCUCCCCCUCCAAGGCAGCUGGACCCCCGGCCCCGCCGAAACCAACCCCGAAGCCGAAUCCUCCACCAGCGUGCUUUCCAACGGCGCAAAAGUCAUCUCCUGCAGCGGCUGCUCUGGCAGCGAAGCCGUCGGCUGGAUCGGCGGGCCGUCGGACGGGACGCUGAAAAUUGUGGGGGUCCAGAGUAAUGCGUCGACGAGGAGCACGAUCCGCGUCAAGUAUGAGAAUGGGGAUUCGAGUCAGCGCUAUGCGACUGUUAGCGUCAAUGGGAAGACGCAGGUUCUGGCGUUUUUGCCGUCGGGGGGUACGCCUGCGUCGUCGACGUUGCAUGUUGAUCUGAAUAGUGGGAGUGGGAAUACGGUUACCUUUAGUGCGUAUGGACAGGGAUAUGGACCGGAUGUUGAUCGAUUGAUGGUUCCUGAUACGUAG
Messenger RNA from Aspergillus pseudoviridinutans, 1341 nucleotides. Its product is annotated as glycosyl hydrolase family 43 protein. The transcript has 10 exons. NCBI's taxonomy places the organism in Eukaryota, Fungi, Ascomycota, Eurotiomycetes, Eurotiales, Aspergillaceae. The record is from RefSeq and is a predicted model, not a curated record. Gene Ontology annotation, molecular function: hydrolase activity, hydrolyzing O-glycosyl compounds. The coding region runs from base 1 to 1341 and encodes 446 amino acids. Gene Ontology annotation, biological process: carbohydrate metabolic process.